This is a messenger RNA of Diaporthe citri, 966 nucleotides long. RefSeq lists its product as uncharacterized. The record is from RefSeq and is a predicted model, not a curated record. Gene Ontology annotation, biological process: polysaccharide biosynthetic process. NCBI's taxonomy places the organism in Eukaryota, Fungi, Ascomycota, Sordariomycetes, Diaporthales, Diaporthaceae. Bases 1 to 966 code for a protein of 321 amino acids. The transcript has a single exon. Gene Ontology annotation, molecular function: pyridoxal phosphate binding; dTDP-4-amino-4,6-dideoxygalactose:2-oxoglutarate transaminase activity.
AUGAUCCCCUUAUCAAAGCCAUUCUUACCACCGACCUCGGUGCCAUACCUUCAAGAGGUCCUGCAGUCUGGGAGAUUGGUGGGCCAGGGUCCAUGGACACAGCUCUGCACAAGAUGGCUGGAAGACAUGAUGCUGGAGGGCAAGGCCUUUCUGGUGACUUCUGGCACGACAGCUCUGGAAAUGGCAGCCAUGGUGAUCGAUAUCUCUCCCGGCGACGAAGUCAUCUUCCCGAGCUUCACGUUCGUGUCUACCGUGAACGCGUUCAUUGCCAGAGGUGCCGUGCCCGUCUUCGUCGACAUUGCGGAGAAGACGAUGAACAUCGACGUGUCCAAAAUCGAGGCCGCCAUCACCCCAAGGACCCGCGCGAUAGUGCCUGUCCAUUACGCCGGUAUCUCAUGUAUGAUGGACGAGAUCAUGGACCUUGCCACCAUUCACAACUUGGUGGUUAUCGAGGAUGCGGCUCAGAGUCUCACCUCCAAGUAUCGUGGCAAAUUCUCCGGGACAAUCGGCCACAUUGGGUGUUUCAGCUUCCACGAGACCAAGAAUUUCACAUCCGGUGGCCAAGGAGGAGCCGUGCUCAUCAACCAACGAGAACUGGUUGAUCGUGCAGAGGUUAUCUACGACAAUGGCACAAACAGGGUGCAAUUUCUCCGCGGAGAGAUCCAGCAGUACGAAUGGCAAGACGUAGGCUCAAACUAUGUCUUGUCUGAAUGUCUUGCGGCUCUGCUGUGGUCACAUCUGGAACUGUCUGAUGUCAUUCAGCAGCGGCGCCGUGAGAUUUGGUACAAAUACCAUGCCCAACUCCAAGAAACGGCAGUUGCGACUGGUGCCUUUGACGUCCCUAUCGUACCGCCUGGCUGCGAGAUCAACGGGCACAUAUACUGUUUGUUCUUUCAUCUCCCUGUUCUUCAGAACCUAUAUUACACGCGGGAAGCUGACACGUACGUUGAGCAGAUAUCAAACUGA